Molecule: messenger RNA, 490 nt
Organism: Drosophila hydei
Lineage: Eukaryota; Metazoa; Arthropoda; Insecta; Diptera; Drosophilidae
Product: acylphosphatase-1-like
Exons: 1
Coding region: 60-422 (120 amino acids)
Molecular function (GO): acylphosphatase activity
Source: RefSeq, a predicted model, not a curated record
UGUUUUGUGUUUUCUUUUUUUUUUUUUUUUUUUAAUGUUUUAGGGUCCGGCAACGGAAAAUGGCCACCGUCUAUUCCUGUGAAUUUGAAGUGUUUGGCAAAGUACAAGGCGUCUAUUUUCGUCGGCAUGCCGAGAUAAAGGCGAAGACGCUGGGCCUGCGCGGCUGGUGCAUGAAUACGGCCGAUGGCACCGUCAAGGGCUACAUUGAGGGGCCGCGCAACGAAGUCAACCUCAUGAAGGACUGGCUUCGCACCACCGGCAGUCCCACGAGCAACAUACUGAGGGCCGAAUUUUCAGAGGAUCAGGAGAAGCGAGAAUACGGCUUCAAGAACUUCCACAUCCGACCCGACGCACCCAAAGACAAGAAUCGCAAAUCACCAACCAGCAUGAAUAUAUCCAGGAAAGUGGAACACAAAAUGUAGUCCCAAAUGUUAUUCAAAUACUGCGAUUUCAGGCAAAAUCAAAUAAUUAAAAUUUGAGUAAACUUUAA